AUGUACUUAUCAAAUCUUCUUGACAGUCUACUAUUUUGUGGAAGACAAGGGAUUGGUAUUAGAGGUCAUCGUGAGGAUGAAUCAUCAUUAAAUAAGGGCAAUUAUUUAGAAUUAUUAAACUUGAGAGCUAAAGAUAAUACCAUUAUAAAUCGUUUCUUUAUUGAAAAAGAGAAAACUUUUCGUUAUGUUAGUGUUCCUUACACCAAUAUGUUUCUCAAUUAUAUGGGAAAAAAUAUCAAGGACUCUAUUAUUAAUGAUAUUCAACAAGCCAUUAUUUUUAGCAUAAUUGUAGAUGAAACGCAAGAUCUUGCUAGACACGAACAAGUGUCAGUAUGUGUAAGAUAUGUUUCGAAAACAUUGGAACCUCAUGAAGUAUUUUUAGGAUUUUAUCGAACAGCAUCAACAGAUGGAGAGUCAUUAACUACUUUAAUAAAAGAAGUAAUCUUAUCAAAUGGUUUGAGUAUUAACAACAUAAGAGGCCAAUGUUAUGAUGGCGCUGCAUCAAUGCGUGGCUCUUACAGUGGGGUCCAGGCAAGAAUUCGUGAUGAAAAUAAACUAGCUGUAUACGUUCAUUGUUACGCUCAUAUUCUUAACCUAUGUCUUGUAGAUCUUUCUAAAGUAAUACCUCAUGUGAGAAACACAUUUGGUACUCUUCAAUCAUUGUAUUCAUUUAUAGGUGCUUCAUCAAAACGAUACAGUAUUUUUGUUCAAAUAAUGUUAGAAACAUCUUCUAAUGGAAAAAAUAAAUUAAAAUCCUUAAGUGACACACGGUGGAAUUGCCGCAUAGAAUCAAUAAAAGCAGUUAUUAAAACAUUGCCAGUUAUACUAAAAACAUUAGAAACAAUUUCAGAAAAUGACUCUUUACAUGGAUCAGAUGCUAUCAAUAUUAUGUCACAGAAAAUUAUUGAUGAAUUAAAUGAGUAUCGCUCUGAAAAUGCAUUUAAUGAAAUUUGGAAGGUCACGCAAGAGAUAGUCAAUAGUUAUGAUUUCCUAUCACCUAAGAUGCCUCGCAAAAGAAGUUUACCAGUUAAAAAAAUUGGUGGUGGUUCAAUUCAUCCAGAGUUUACAGAUGUCAAGGAUUUUUAUAGAAUAGAAAUGUAUUAUUUAAUUCUUGACACAAUCACACAAGCAAUAAAAGACAAGUUUAAUGAAAAUGAUUUAAAGAUUUUAAACUCAAUAAACAACAUUUUAGUUAAUGAGAAUCCUGAUUUAUCUGAUAUUCAGGAAGUUAGUGCAGUAUAUAGAUUUGAUGUAAAUGAAUUGAAGUCUGAAAUAAUUAUUUUCAAUAGAAUGUUUAUCAGUUUGAAAAAAGAAGUUAACUUUGAAAAUAAAUUAGCAUAUAUAAAAAAAGUUGAAGUUGGGAGUGAUUUCCCUAUAUUAGUAGAUGUAUUUAAAUUAUUUUUGACUAUACCAAUGAACAGUGCAUCGUGCGAAAGAAGCUUUUCGUGCUUAAGAAGAUUAAAAAAUUACUUAAGAACAACCAUGGGCCAAACAAGAUUAAGUGACUUAGGUUUAUUGUAUAUACAUAAAGAUAAAGAAGUAAAUAAAGAUGCAGUUAUCGACAAAUUUUGUGCUGACAACAAACGUCGAAUUAAUUUAAAAUAA
Molecule: messenger RNA, 1605 nt
Organism: Metopolophium dirhodum (rose-grain aphid)
Lineage: Eukaryota; Metazoa; Arthropoda; Insecta; Hemiptera; Aphididae
Product: zinc finger MYM-type protein 1-like
Exons: 2
Coding region: 1-1605 (534 amino acids)
Molecular function (GO): protein dimerization activity
Source: RefSeq, a predicted model, not a curated record